This is a messenger RNA of Ostrea edulis (European flat oyster), 2201 nucleotides long. RefSeq lists its product as uncharacterized. Gene Ontology annotation, molecular function: glycosyltransferase activity. Bases 820 to 1884 code for a protein of 354 amino acids. The record is from RefSeq and is a predicted model, not a curated record. NCBI's taxonomy places the organism in Eukaryota, Metazoa, Mollusca, Bivalvia, Ostreida, Ostreidae. Gene Ontology annotation, cellular component: Golgi apparatus. The transcript has a single exon.
UACAUUGUUUUCGAAACAUUAUUUGGUACAGACAUUUUUCAAAAUCAACUUGAAAUUGUUAUAAAACUUGCUGACGAUGAUAACUUCUUGUUGAGAACAAUACAAAUGUAGUGGGUUUUUUCCAGGUUGUUGGGGUUCGUGAUUGUCGGAGCCAUAGAGUAAAGAGAGUGUUUAAAUGUAGUGGGUUUUUUUCCAGGUUGUUGGGGUUCGUGAUUGUCGGAGCCAUAGAGUAAAGAGAGUGUUUAAAUGUAGUGGGUUUUUUUCCAGGUUGUUGGGGUUUGUGAUUGUCGGAGCCAUAGAGUAAAGAGAGUGUUUAAAUGUAGUGGGUUUUUUCCAGGUUGUUGGGGUUUGUGAUUGUCGGAGCCAUAGAGUAAAGAGAGUGUUUAAAUGUAGUGGGUUUUUUUUCAGGUUGUUGGGGUUCGUGAUUGUCGGAGCCAUAGAGUAAAGAGAGUGUUUAAAUGUAAAGGGUUUUUUUUCCAGGUUGUUGGGGUUCGUGAUUGUCGGAGCCAUAGAGUAAAGAGAGUGUUUAAAUGUAGUGGGUUUUUUUCCAGGUUGUUGGGGUUCGUGAUUGUCGGAGCCAUAGAGUAAAGAGAGUGUUUAAAUGUAGUGGGUUUUUUUCCAGGUUGUUGGGGUUUGUGAUUGUCGGAGCCAUAGAGUAAAGAGAGUGUUUAAAUGUAGUGGGUUUUUUUCCCAGGUUGUUGGGGUUCGUGAUUGUCGGAGCCAUAGAGUAAAGAGAGUGUUUAAAUGUAGUGAGUUUUUUUCCAGGUUGUUGGGGUUCGUGAUUGUCGGAGCCAUAGAGUAAAGAGAGUGUUUAAAUUGAUGGCUGUCGGGAUAUUGCUCUAUAGUUUACUUCAACUCUCUUUCUCACCCGCCGGGACGGCACCUUCGACCACACCCAUGACAACGCCUUCGACGGCACAAAUGAUGACACCUUUGGCCGCACCUAGGGCAGCAUGUAAUGAAAAAAUAGAGCUUUUACAGUGUUCAUUUAAAGAAUCCACAUCUGAUGACGCAUUGGACAUCAAUGAUAAAAGGGCUAUUGUGCGUGUAGCAAAGGAAAUCGCACAAGUUGAAGGUUUAGUUAUGCUCACGUUUAUGAAUACAGCAUUUCAGCCAUUUCUUGCCAAUUGGAUGUGCCAUACGAAAAGCAUGGUCAGGCAAUCUCAGAUUUUAGUUAUAGUAACUGAGCAAAAUAUAAAGAAUGAAAUUCGUACUCUUUAUCCAAAAUUGAAUGUUGUUUGCCUGAGCAACUUUAAACUAAUCAAUGAGAAGCAGAAAUAUUGUUCAGCCGGAUUUAUGCGGAUUGGCAUUUACAGAACCAUAGUUGUGAACUGGAUGAUACAGGAAAAUAUACCCGUAUUUCUGUUUGAACUGGACGCAGUGUGGUUACAAAAUCCUUUACCAUUUCUGAUUGAUACAGAGCCGUACGAUUUAGCCAUUAUACCGACCUAUGAUAAAUCUUUCGAGGCAGCGAUCGGAUUUUACUACAUGAGAGCAAGCAAACGUAUGAAACAAUUUUGGCGGGAAUUGAUUCGUCGACUCAUUGACUUGAAGAACAUGUUUUCUUGUUUGAGAAAUGAAGAUCUCGUUAGAGAGAGAGAUAACGACCAAAUGGUUCUGCAUGAUAUGAUCAAGGAACAUUAUAAAAAUAUUAUGAUAUACUUUUUACCACUAGAUAGAUUUAUUGACGGAAAGUGGUAUUGGAACCCGGAUACACGAACAUUAAGAGACGCUUUCAUACUGAAUUUUAAUUUUAUCAUUGGAGUUGAUAACAAAAUAAUUCGUGCUAAAAAUUUUGAACACUGGUUUGUAUCCGAUGACAAUGUUACUUGUUUGCCUCACCGGUAUACACGCUUUCGUAAUCAGUUGACUGGGUUAAUAUGAAUGAAAAAAGAACCUAAUUGAUUCACUAAUUGAAAUAUAUUUGGUGAGUGUUUGAGUUUCCCGGGCGGCCCCCAGUGAGCCUACUCUUUUUCGUAAACCAGGGAAACGAUUUUUUGCGUGCCAAGGGGGUUGUGAUCUUUGACACAGGGCAUCCUUUAAUGUGCCAUCUGACGAUAUAAAAGUUAAAAAUACAUGAACAAGUAAAACAUAUCAUUUCGUGUACAUGUAUAUGCACAGUUAUAUUAUAAAAGUAUUCAAAUUUUUCUGUAAACAUCGCAUUCUUGUAAAUAUAGUAUAAUAAAAUGAAUGUCAAUAUU